Molecule: messenger RNA, 441 nt
Organism: Myxocyprinus asiaticus (Chinese sucker)
Lineage: Eukaryota; Metazoa; Chordata; Actinopteri; Cypriniformes; Catostomidae
Product: bolA-like protein 1
Exons: 1
Coding region: 1-441 (146 amino acids)
Cellular component (GO): mitochondrion
Source: RefSeq, a predicted model, not a curated record
AUGCUGUCCAGUGCUCUCCACUGCCUGCAUCCCUCCUCCUCCUCCUUAUCCAGACAGCUGGUCCAUCUUCAGCCUCACAUGGAACCCAGUGGUCCUGUAGAGACCACCAUACGGACCAAACUAACCCAGGCCCUCAAACCUGAGCACCUGGAGGUCAUAAACGAGAGCCACAUGCAUGCCAUGCCCCCUGGUUCCAAGUCCCACUUCAGAGUUCUGGUGGCGAGUCCUCAGUUUGAGGGUCUUUCUCUUCUGCAGCGUCAUCGGCUUGUGAACGAGACUCUGCGGGACGAGCUCAGUACCUGCGUUCAUGUCCUCGCCAUCCAGGCAAAGACACCCCAGCAGUGGAGCAGCAACCCCAGCCUGGCCAAAAGCCCUGCGUGCCUUGGAGGAUCCAAACAUGAUAAUACAGUGGCUGAAAAACUGAAGGCAGGUCGAGAGUGA